Molecule: messenger RNA, 1846 nt
Organism: Entelurus aequoreus (snake pipefish)
Lineage: Eukaryota; Metazoa; Chordata; Actinopteri; Syngnathiformes; Syngnathidae
Product: beta-1,3-galactosyltransferase 1-like
Exons: 2
Coding region: 115-1317 (400 amino acids)
Cellular component (GO): membrane
Molecular function (GO): N-acetyl-beta-D-glucosaminide beta-(1,3)-galactosyltransferase activity
Source: RefSeq, a predicted model, not a curated record
GAGAGAGAGAGAGAGAGAGAGAGAGAGAGAGAGAGAGAGAGGUUGGGGGUAGACGUGACAUUUGACAAGUUAUUACCUGUGAAUUGUGUUGACUUGAAAAACACCUGACUUCCAAUGAAGGACAGAAGGCAACUUUACAGGAGGACCACCAUGGAGGACCAGGGGGGGAAAGGUCAGGGUAGGAAUACUGGACUGAAAAGACUGCUCACAAUGAGUCCUCCCUGUCUUCCAAAGAAGAUUCUGUCCUGGUUUAAGUUCCUGAUCCUACUGAGUAUGGCGUUAUUGUUCCUGUGUUACGUCCACUCCAUUCCUUCCUCACCUUGGUGGGAGAAUUCUUUACUCCGUCAGCACUACCAAAAGCUGAUAAACCAGAGCUAUCAAGGCAAGCUCCCUCCCCCUUUCCGGGUCGAUCCAAAUAAUCUCGCUAAAGCAGACGAACUUCCUGAGACCACGUCCAGCACAUACUCAACGUUGACAGCACGUACUCUGUACCACCAGGCCUACGCGCCAAACUAUCAAUUCAUCAUGGAUGUCGGUGACGUGUGCAAAACCAAGACGCCCUUUCUGGUGCUCAUGGUUCCCGUGGCGCCCGGAAACAAGGAAGCCCGGCACGCCAUCCGCCUCACUUGGGGCAAAGAGAACUCAGUCCAAGGUGAGACGAUCUUGACUCUCUUCAUGCUGGGCCUGGCUGGAGGUGCGGAACAGCAGCAGAAAGUGCUUCAGGAGAACAAGCUGCACCACGACCUGAUACAGAGCAACUUUGUAGACUCUUACCUCAACUUGACCAUCAAGACAAUGGUUAUCAUGGAGUGGUUGGCCACGCGCUGCCCGACGGCCGCCUACGCCAUGAAGGUGGACUCGGACAUGUUCCUUAACAUCGACAACCUGGUGUUGAUGCUGCAGAAGCCGGGCAUCCCCAAAACUAACUACCUGACUGGGAGGAUUAUGUGGGACAUCCCGGUCAUCCGUGUAAAGAGCUCCAAAUGGUAUGUCCCUGAGGAGAUGUACCCCAAUCCCAAAUACCCCACAUACACUCUGGGAAUGGGUUAUGUAUUUUCAAACGAUCUCCCGCCAAAGAUCGUUGCAAUCUCCAAAACCAUUCGGCCGUUCAACAUCGAGGACGCAUACAUCGGAAUGUGCAUGAAGCAGCUGGGACUGGCGCCUAAACCGCCGCCCGAUGCAUCACAAUUUCAGGCUUAUAACACUGAAUACAAUCGCUGCCAAUACUCCAGGAUCAUUACCUAUAUCCUGCAGUCCCCGCAGGAGCUGAUCAACUACUGGAUGGACCUUAGGAAAAAGCCAGGACCGCCUUGUUGAAGCACCAAGAAGACUGAAGUAAAUAUAAACUGAGCACAACCAAGCACUUCCACACUGACACGGUUUAUCGCAUGUAUAGAAUAUCUGUGACAAUUAUUUCCAACACAACAGGGCAGGAGAUCUGAGUCUUGAGUGUUUUCGUAACUUCAUGCCUCUGUGUCCUGAUACGGAAUACUCUUUCACACUACCACCAUCCCCGCCACUGAUACUAUCUCGGAGGCGAUACGGAAGGGUAAAAAUAACUUAUGGCAGCGUGGGGGACAUUUGUGUACCAGGCUCCUUUUUUAUUGGCUGGCGACAAAACAAACACGUCUCAGAUUAGAAUAUUACGCAGAAAAAAAUCCAAAAUGGCCGAAAUCCCACCAAAAAUGAACCCUGCAUUUUCUAUAUAUGGUCCUUGAUGAUUUCCUGGGCUCUGUGUAAGUGUUGGCUGAUGAUAAUGUACAUGUUAGGGUUGUCCCAAUACCAAUAUUUUGGUACCGAUACCAAAAUGUAUUUUAAUACUUUUCUAAAUAAAGGGGACCACACA